UAUUAAUCGUGAUUAUUUUUGUAUUGACAUAAAGGUUAUUCGAUAUUAAUCGUGAUUUAAAGUUGUUUUUUAUAAAUUUUUACUUAUAUUUGUCUUAUCCCCUUUCGAAUAUUUAGAACUUAUUAAUAUUUUGGUAUAUUUUUGUUCACUACCGACUCAAUUUUCUGUUAAGUGUGGGAAAGAAUAUAAACAGAGACAAGAGCAUCUCUGUAUGUAUUUUUCUUCUAAACAAUUUCUUGCUUUUUUCCCCCUUUUUUUCUCUGUAUAUUUAUCUCACAGCGAUCACCAUUCGCCAAUCGUAUCCCAAAAACCCUUCUUCAAAAAACCCUAGAAAUUCACGAUCGAACCGAAUUCAUCUAUUUGGUUUGAAUUCCUGUUCUCUUUCAAUCUCAGUUUAAUCCAUCACCACCCGAUCAUUCCCCAUUCCCUAUUCUUUUUAUACACUAAUUUGGCUCAAUUUUUAUUUAUUUAUUUUGGAUAGCAUCCAGUCCGAUCGAUUCUUGCGUGUAGAAUCGGUCGCUUUUGUGGUGCUUUCAUCUAAUCAGGCAAUGGUUCCAAUCCGUUGAUUGUUUUCAUUAUGAAGUUGAAACGAAGGAGAGCCGUUGAAGUGCCUCCAAAGAUAAAAUCUAUUAUCAAUGAUGUUACUUCUACUCCACUUGAGUUUAUUGAGAAACCCCUGAAGAAUUUUGUGUGGGAGUUCGAGAAGGGAGAUUUUUAUCACUGGGCUGACCUAUUCAAUCAUUUUGAUACAUUUUUUGAGAAAUGUAUAAAGCCAAGGAAAGAUUUGCACCUGGGUGAUGACUUUGUGGGCUCUGAUCCGCCCUUCCCCAGGGAGGCUGUUCUUCAGAUUUUGCGUGUUAUAAGGAUUAUAUUAGAGAACUGCACAAAUAAGCACUUAUACAGCUCUUGCGAGCAUCAUUUGUCAGCUCUGCUAGCAUCAACGGAUGCAGAUGUAGUUGAAGCUUCCUUGCAAACUUUGGCUGCAUUCCUGAAGAAAACUAUUGGAAAAUACAUAAUAAGAGACAGUUCUCUUAAGUCAAAGUUAUUUGCUUUUGCUCAAGGUUGGGGAGGGAAGGAAGAAGGACUUGGAUUGGUGGCCUGUGCUGUCGACAAUGGGUCUGACCAUAUUGCUCAUGAAUUGGGUUGCACCUUACAUUUUGAGUUUUAUUUGGUAAACGAUUCAUCAGAUGAAGUUAUUACUGCAGACCAACAAGCCCAGGGAUUGAAAGUAAUUCAUUUGAAUGAUGUUCACACAAGAAAAGAAUCAGAUCUUGAACUUCUGAAUAAGUUAGUCAUAGAGUACAAUGUUCCCGUGAAUCUGAGAUUUUCUCUCUUGACAAGGUUAAAAUUUGCAAGGGCUUUUACUUCCCUUGCUGCUAGACAGCAAUAUACAUGUAUCCGCCUUUAUGCUUUUGUAGUCCUUGUUCAAGCAUGUACAGACGCUGAUGACUUGGUUUCUUUCUUUAACACUGAACCAGAAUUCAUCAAUGAAUUGGUUACCUUAUUAAGCUAUGAAGAUGCAAUCCCUGAAAAGAUACGAAUUUUGAGUAUUCUUUCGUUGGUUGCAAUUUGUCAAGAUCGUGCCCGUCAGCCCACUGUAUUGACUGCUGUGACAUCUGGUGGGCACAGAGGCAUUCUCUCCAGCCUUAUGCAGAAAUCCAUCGAUUCUGUUGUGACGAGUUCAUCAAAGUGGUCAGUUGUUUUUGCAGAGGCUUUACUAUCACUUGUCACUGUUUUGGUGUCAUCCUCUUCGGGUUGCUCAGCCAUGCGUGAAGCUGGAUUUAUACCAACACUUUUGCCUCUCCUUAAAGAUAUGGAUCCGCAGCAUUUGCAUUUGGUCAGUAUGGCUGUACAUGUGCUGGAAGCUUUCAUGGAUUACAGCAAUCCUGCUGCAGCACUCUUCAGAGACUUGGGUGGUUUGGAUGAUACAAUAUUGCGUCUGAAGGUGGAAGUCUCUCAUGUUGAAACUUGCUCAAUCCAACAAAAUACCUCCAUGGUUGACCUGGACUGUUCUGAAGCUAGCAGUUCUCAAGUAGCUACAGAAGCUUCUGAUCUAGAUGACUCACAGCCUCUUUACUCUGAAGCUUUGGUUGCAUAUCACCGGAGGUUACUGAUGAAAUCCUUAUUGCGUGCAAUUUCCCUGGGAACCUAUGCUCCUGGGGCAACUGCACGUAUUUCUGGUUCUGAGGAGAGCUUGUUGCCACAAUGUUUGUGCAUAAUCUUCCGGAGGGCAAAAGAAUUUGGAGGUGGGGUCUUCUCUCUUGCUGCUACUGUCAUGAGUGAUCUAAUUCACAAGGAUCCUACUUGCUUUGGUGCUUUGGAAACUGCUGGCCUGCCUUCCACAUUCAUGGAGGCUAUAAUGGAUGGUGUUCUAUGCUCUUCAGAAGCUAUAAUCUGCAUACCUCAGUGCCUUGAUGCAUUGUGUCUGAACAAUAAUGGCCUUCAGGCUGUGAAGGAUCGCAAUGCUCUGAGAUGUUUUGUGAAAAUAUUUACUUCUCGGGCAUAUUUGCGGGCCCUUACAGGGGAUACUCCUGGUUCCUUGUCCAGUGGUUUGGAUGAAUUAAUGCGCCAUGCUUCAUCAUUGCGUGGACCCGGGGUGGACAUGUUGAUUGAAAUUCUUACCAAUAUAGCUAAGCUUGGGUCUGGGCCUGAGUCCACUCCCUCUGCUGAUUGUCCAAGUUCUUCUGGGAAUGUGCCCAUGGAAACUGAUGCUGAGGAGAAGAGCCUUGUUUUAGCUGAUUCAAGAGAUUUAGACAAGGUGGAAAAAACUGAGCAAACCCCUGAUGCUUCUAUAGUAAAUGUUGAGUCUUUCCUUCCUGAUUUAAUAAGCAAUGCUGCACGUCUUCUUGAGACGAUUCUACAAAAUUCUGAUACCUGCCGUAUAUUUGUUGAGAAAAAGGGAAUUGAGGCUGUCUUGCAGUUGUUUACUUUGCCUAUGAUGCCUCUGUCUGUUUCCAUUGGGCAAAGUAUAUCGAUUGCUUUCAAGAACUUCUCCCCCCAGCACUCGGUUUCCCUUGCUCGAGCCGUAUGUUCAUUCUUGAGAGAGCAUUUGAAGACAGCAGUUGAACUUUUAGUUUCAGUUGGGGGUGUCCAGCUUGCUCAGACUGAUGGUGUGAAGAGGUCAAAGGUCAUGAGAUGCCUUUCCAGUCUUGAGGGUCUUCUAUGCCUCGCCAGUUCUUUGUUGAAGGGUACAACUACAGUUGUUUCUGAAUUGGGUACUGCAGAUGCGGAUGUACUAAAGGAUCUGGGUAAGAUUUACAGGGAAACUCUAUGGCAAAUAUCUUUGUGUUGUGACUCGAAGGCGGAUGAGAAGCGAAAUAUUGAAGCAGAACCUGAAGUUGCAGAGGCAGGUGUUUCUAAUGCUGCUGGGCGUGAGAGUGAUGAUGAUGCCAACACUGUCUCAUACAGGUAUAUAAAUCCUGUAACUGUCCGGACUAAUUCUCAUGCACAGUGGGGUGUGGAGCGUGAGUUUAUUUCUGUUGUUCGUUCAAGUGAAGGCUUUAAUAGGCGUAGUCGGCAUGGUUUGGCGCGCAUACGUGGCGGAAGGGCUGGUAGGUACUUGGAAGCUCUUCAAAUUGAUCCCGAGAUUUCCACCAAUGCCUCGGAGACAGUUUCUCAGGAUUUAAAAAAGAAAAGUCCUGAGGUUCUUGUGUUAGAAACACUUUCUAAACUUGCUUCAACUAUACGGGCCUUCUUCACAGCCCUUGUCAAGGGAUUCACUUCACCAAACCGUCGGAGGGCUGAGACAGGAUCUCUGAGUUCAGCUGCAAAGAUCAUUGGAAGUGCGUUGGCUAAGGUUUUUCAUGAAGCUUUGGGUUUUUCAGGGUAUUCCAACUCUUCUGGGCUUGAUUUACCCCUAUCAGUCAAGUGUCGCUAUCUUGGUAAGGUGGUUGAUGAUAUGCUAGCUCUUACAUUUGAUGGUCGGCGCCGCACCUGUUACACAGUCAUGGUCAACAAUUUCUAUGUUCAUGGCACUUUUAAGGAGCUUCUCACUACAUUUGAAGCUACAAGCCAGUUACUGUGGAAUAUGCCAUUGUGCCGUUCAGCAGCAGGUGUAGAUCAUGAAAAGAAGGCAGAGGAAAGUGAACUGCAUCAUAGCUUAUGGUUGCGUGAUACAUUGCAAAGUUAUUGUCGUUUACUUGGGUAUUUUGUUAGUUCUUCUUUGCUUUUGUCUACAAGCUCCGCAUCCCAGGCUCAGCUUCUUGUGCAGCCUAUUGCAGUUGGUUUGUCCAUUGGGUUGUUUCCUGUUCCCAAGGACCCUGAAGUUUUUGUUCGCAUGCUGCAAUCGCAGGUUCUGGACGUUGUACUUCCUAUCUGGAACCACCCUUUGUUUCCUACCUGCAAUCCAACUUUUGUUAGUUCCAUAAUUUCACUAAUCACUCAUGCCUACUCGGGUGUUGUUGACGUGAAAAGAACCCGUAACGGAUUGUCUGGGAGUACAAACCAACGUCUUGUGGCUCCUCCUCCUGAUGAAGCUACCAUUGCUACAAUUGUUGAGAUGGGUUUCUCCAGAGCAAGAGCCGAGGAGGCAUUAAGGAGAGUAGAAACAAAUAGUGUUGAGAUGGCUAUGGAAUGGCUGUUUAGUCAUGCUGAAGAUCCUGUACAGGAAGAUGAUGAAUUGGCUCGUGCCCUUGCUUUGUCUCUUGGAAAUUCAUCAGAAACGUCUAAAGGUGAUAGUUCUGAGAAAUCAGUUGAUGUAUUGAAGGAAGAGGGACAAAUAAAGACACCUCGGGUAGACGACAUCCUAUCUGCAGCGAUGAAGUUGUUUCAGGGGAGUGAUUCAAUGGCUUUCCAGUUGACGGACUUGCUUGUGACUCUCUGCAAUAGAAACAAAGGAGAAGACCGUGAUCAUGUUAUAUCUUAUCUUGUACAGCAGCUAAAGCUUUGCCCCAUGGAUUUCUCGAAAGAUAAUAAUGCAUUGUGUACGAUUUCACAUACUUUGGCGUUAAUUCUUUGUGAAGAUGCUAGUGCACGGCAAAUUGCUGCAAAAAGUGGUAUUGUCUCAUUGGCUAUUGAUGUCUUAAUGGACUUUAAAGCUAGGAAUUUAUCUGGAAAUGAGACCUUCAGCGCUAAAUGUAUUAGUGCUCUGCUUCUCAUCCUGGAUAAUUUGCUUCAAUCCCGACCCAGAUUCUCUGGUGAAAGUGCAGAAGAGAUUCCAACAGGCCUAUUACCAGUUGCAUCAGAGGAACAAGUUUCUUCACCAGGUUCUGAAGUAGAAGGAGACAAAAAGUCAUCUCCACAGGCAAGGGGUUCCUGUGAUGGCCUAGAGAAAAUAUUUGGAAAAUGUACAGGCUUUUUGACAAUGGAGGAGAGUGGUAAGGUAUUACUAAUUGCAUGCGACUUGAUAAAACAACAUGUUCCAGCUUUGGUUAUGCAGGCUGUUCUUCAGUUAUGUGCUCGCUUGACAAAACAACAUGGUCUGGCAAUGCAAUUUAUUGAAAAUGGAGGCUUGAUAUCUCUCUUUGGCCUUCCAAGAAGUUGCUUUUUCCCAGGCUAUGAUACCUUGGCUUCUGCCAUUGUUCGGCAUCUUAUUGAGGACCCUCACACACUGCAAACAGCUAUGGAAUUGGAGAUACGGCAAACCCUGGCAGGAAAUCGUCAUUCUGGUCGUGUAUCUGUAAGAUCAUUCUUGACAUCAUUGUCGCCUGUUAUAUCUAGAGAUCCAGGGAUCUUCAUGAAAGCAGCAAAUGCAGUUUGUCAGUUGGAAUCAUCUGGUGGAAGGACCACCGUUAUACUGUUAAAAGAGAAAGAUCGGGAGAAGGAGAAAGAAAAGUUGAAAGUAGCUGGUACUGAACCUUUAUUAUCUUCCAGCGAGUCUGUUCGGAUAUCUGAGAACAAAGCAAAUGACGGACUGGUGAAGUGCUCCAAAGCUCACAAAAAGGUUCCUGUAAAUUUGACUCAGGUAGUCGAUCACCUUCUUGAAAUCAUAUUAGCUUUUCCAGCAGUGAAGAGUUGUGAAGAUAUUACAGAUCAGAAUGCAAUGGAGGUAGAUGAAUCCACGACCAAAACAAAGGGAAAGUCAAAGGUUGACGAGACGAGAAAGGAGAUGACUAGUGCAUUGGAGAAGUCUGCAGUGCUGGCUAAGAUGACUUUUGUCCUCAAGUUGUUGAGUGAUAUUCUUGUUUUGUACGUACACACUGCUGGAGUAAUAUUGCGAAGGGACUUUGACAUGUCCCAGCAUCGGGGAUCUAGUCAAUUGGAUAGUUCUGUUCAGGGUGGGAUUGUGCAUCAUGUUUUACACCGGCUUCUUCCCCUUACAAUCGAGAAAAAUGCAGGUCCUGAAGAAUGGAGAGAGAAGUUGUCUGAAAAAGCUUCGUACUUCUUGGUAGUUCUCUCUAGCCGUUCAGGUGAAGGACGUAAGCGUGUUGUUAGUGAACUUGCGAAAGCAUUAUCUCCUUACUUAAUUUCAGAAAGCAAUUCAUCACGUAGCAGCUUUGUACCAAAUAAGAAGGUGCUUGCUUUUGUUGAUCUGGUUUAUGCUAUUCUAUCUAAGAACUCAUCUUCAAGCAGUUUACCGGGCUCUGGUUGUUCACCUGAUGUUGCAAAAUGCAUGAUAGAUGGAGGGAUUGUACAGUGUUUGUCUGGGAUUCUGCGGGUUAUAGAUCUUGACCAUCCUGAUGCUCCCAAAAUAGUGAACUUCAUCCUGAAGUCCCUGGAGAGCCUGACUAGAGCUGCUAAUGCUAGUGAGCAACUCUCAAAAUCUGACUCGCUGAACAAGAAAAAAGUGGUUGGCGGUAGAUUGGAUGACAAUCUUGCUACUUCGGGCUCUCAUACAGCUGAGCCUAAUGACAUUGGAGACAGCCAACAGGGAACUAUUGAUGCAGCCGGUUCAGCAUUUCAGGCCCCAGAAAGCUCUCAAAAUGAAAGUGAUAUAGGUAGAGAUUUGAUGCAAUCCAUGGAUAAUGAGAUGAGGAUUGAGGAAUCUGGAGCCGCCAAUCCACCUAUGGAACUUGGGCUGGAUUAUGCCCGUGAAGAUAUGGAAGAAAGUGGUAUGAUGCAAGGCAGAGAUCAAAUUGGGAUAGGCUUUCAUGUUGAGAAUUCGGUAGGGGAUGAUGAAGAUGAUGACAUGGGUGAUGAUGGUGAAGAUGAUGAGGAUGAUGAUGACGGGGAGGAAGAGGAUGAAGAUAUUGGUGGGGACGGUGCUGCUCUAAUGUCUCUGGCUGAUACUGAUGUGGAAGACCAUGAUGAUGGUGGCUUGGGAGAUGAUUAUAAUGAAGAUAUGGUUGAUGAAGAGGACGAUGAUUUCCACGAGAAUCGGGUUAUUGAAGUUAGGUGGAGGGAAGCUCUAGAUGGGCUGGAUCAUUUACAAGUUCUUGGGCAACCUGGAACACGGGGUUGGCCCCUUGAUGUUACUGCAGAGCCUUUUGAAGGGGUAAAUGUUGAUGAUUUCUUUGGUCUCCGCAGGACUUUUGGGUUUGAGCGCCGCCGCCAGGCAAACAGGACAUCAUAUGAGCGAUCAACCCCAGAUGGGAACAGUCUUCAACAUCCUCUCCUCUCAAGACCUUCACAAUCUAGUGACUUGGUUUCAAUGUGGUCAGGACCCGGAAGUUCAUCUAGAGAUGCAGAGGCUUUCUCUUCUGGAAAUCUGGAUGCAUCUCCUUUCUACAUGUUUGAUGCCCCUGUUCUUCCCUUUGGUAAUACUCCAUCUAGUCUCUUUGGUGAUCGUGUGAGUGGUUCUGCACCGCCAACACUGGAAGAUUUUACUGUUGGUUUGGAGUCCCUGCGAGUGCCUGGGCGUCGGGGAUCAGGUGAUGGCAGAUGGACUGAUGAUGGUCACUCUCAAGCUGGUGGCGAAGCUGCUGCUAUUGCACAGGCGAUUGAAGGACAUUUUAUAUCUCAAAUGACAUUUAAUACUUCUAACAAUCCUCCUGAAAUGCUGUUGGAGAAUACUGGACUACCAGGAAGACCGAAUGCUGAUACCCCUCUGUCUGUUGAUGGUCAAUUGCCUGUGGAUGGUGGUAGCACUGUUGCUAUUCAGAAUGUACAAACUCAGGAGAAUGGUCAUGGGAUUGAUCAAUCAGUUGAGGGUGAUAAUUUGCAGGAAGGGGCUUUUGUUUCUGAACAAGCUGGUGGAGACCAUCAAUUAGGUGAGCCUACGAAUAACAUCUCUUUAGAAAGUAAUCCAGAAGCUGUGGAUAUUAUGGAAAUUGCAGAAGAAAACGGUGGUCCCCGUCAGCAGUUAGAUACACUGCAUAAUCCUGCUGUUUCUUCAACGGGUUCUCUGGAUGAUCCAUUUGGAUUUAGCAGUUCAGCUGCAGUAACUAGUCCUCAUUCUUUGCCACUUCAGAAUCCAGCAAGUGAUAGCCAGUCCAGCCAUCAUGCACUAUUAAUCACUGGGAUGCCGGAUUCUGCUGUUAAUCAUACUUCUUCAGAAAGUGUUGAUGUUGAUAUGGGUGGUGCUGUGGAAAGAGAUGAUGCUCAUCAAUUGCUAUCUUCAUCCGAAGUCAACCAAGAGCCCGCGUGUAGGCAGAUUGAAGUUAUUCCAGAGGCUGGUCAGACUGAUGAAGCUAAUGCUAAUAAUGAGGGUUCUAAUGGAAAUGGUAUUGAUCCGACUUUCCUGGAAGCACUUCCAGAAGAUCUUCGUGCAGAAGUUCUUGCAUCACAGCAGGCUCAGUCUGCUCAACCUCCAACCUAUAACCCCCCUACAGCUGAAGAAAUAGACCCUGAAUUUUUAGCCGCUCUUCCUCCAGAUAUUCAAGCAGAAGUUUUGGCACAGCAACGAGCACAAAGAAUUGCACAGCAGGCUGCAGGGCAGCCAGUUGAAAUGGAUAAUGCCUCCAUUCUUGCCACUUUCCCUGCUGAUUUGCGUGAGGAGGUUCUUUUAACAUCUUCAGAAGCAGUUUUAUCUGCUUUACCCUCUCCACUGCUUGCUGAAGCCCAAAUGCUCAGGGACAGAGCAAUGAGCCAUUAUCAAGCUCGUAGCCUCUUUGGAAGCAGUCACAGGUUCACCCAUAGGAGAAACGGACUGGGGUUUGACAGACAUGCCGUGAUAGACCGUGGGGUGGGUGUCACUAUUGGUAGGAGGUUGUCUUCUGCGGUUGCCGAGACUUUGAAGUUGAAGGAACUUGAAGGCGAGCCACUCUUAGAUGCUGAUGCAUUGAAAGCAUUGGUUCGUCUUUUACGAAUAGCACAACCUCUUGGAAAAGGUCUAUUGCAGCGGCUCUUGUUGAAUUUAUGUGCCCAUGGUAGUACCAGGGCCAAUCUUGUUCGUCUUCUGCUUGACACUAUCAAGCCUGAAGAUGAAUGCUCAGCUGACAAAUUGACCAAGUCCAAUUCACUCAGGCUUUAUGGUUGUCAGUCUAAUGUUGUUUAUGGCCGAUCUCAGUUAUUUGAUGGACUUCCCCCUCUGGUACUGCGCCGGAUUCUUGAGAUUUUGACUUAUUUGGCCAACAAUCAUUCGGCUGUGGCCAGCCUUUUAUUUUACUUUGACCCUUCUCUUGUUCAAGAAUCUACGAGCUUGAAAACUUCAGAAACCAGGAAGGAUAAAGGCAAGGAUAAAUUGUAUCAAGGAGACAGGGAUUCAAAAAGUUUGGGGUAUUCGGACAAGGGGGAUAUUCCUUUGAUAUUGUUUCUUAGACUCUUGAGUCAACCUUUGUUCUUGCGUAGCAUUGCUCAUCUUGAACAGGUCAUGGGUCUCCUUCAAGUGGUUGUCUAUACUGCAGUUUCCAAGUUAGAAAGUCAAUCUCAUUCCAAGGAAGCAACAUUAAACACAGAAAAUCCAUCUGAUGGUGGAAAUGCCAGCAUCAUUCAGAAAGAUGCUUCUUCAGAGCCAGCCGACUCUAGUCGGCAAGAAAAUGGAAAUACUUCUUCUGAGAAUACCACUUCGCAGAGUGAGAAAACUGUUAACAUCUCCAACAUAUUUUUAGAGCUGCCUCAGUCUGAGCUGCACAAUCUGUGCAGUAUUCUUGGUCGUGAGGGGCUUUCGGACAAGAUUUACAUGCUUGCUGGUGAAGUGCUGAAGAAGCUGGCCUCUGUUGCUGCUCCACAUCGCAAAUUUUUCAUUACUGAGCUUUCUGGUUUAGCUCAAGAAUUGAGCAGCUCUGCUGUAAACGAGCUUAUUACACUUAGACAGACAAACAUGUUGGGCUUAAGUGCUGGUUCAAUGGCUGGGGCAGCUGUCCUUCGAGUAUUGCAAACAUUAAGUUCAUUCACUUCCGCAGCCAAAGAAAAUAGUGGAGAUACUGCAAAUGAUGCAGAUCAGGAGGAGCACGCUACUAUGUGGAAGUUGAAUGUUGCAUUGGAUCCAUUAUGGCAAGAACUUAGUGAAUGUAUUAGCAGGAUGGAGUCAGAGCUGACACAAAACUCUUUCUCAUCAGGUGGUGCAAACAUUAACAUGGGGGAGCAUGUACAGGGUUCUUCAUCUGUCUCUCAGCCUCUUCCACCUGGGACUCAGAGACUAUUGCCUUUUAUUGAGGGUUUCUUUGUCUUGUGUGAGAAACUGCAAGCACAUAAUGCUCUUGUUCAGCAAGAAUGUGGAAAUGCAACUGCAAGAGAGGUGAAAGAAUCUGCUGGGACAUUAACUUCAUCUAACAAAUGUGCUGUGGAUUCUUACCGGAAAACUGAUGGCACUUCAACAUUUACAAAGUUUUCUGAGAAGCAUCGGCGCCUUUUGAAUGCUUUUAUUAGGCAGAAUCCUGGCUUAUUGGAAAAAUCUCUUUCUAUGUUGUUGAAGGCACCGCGGCUGAUAGAUUUUGAUAACAAAAGAGCAUAUUUCCGAUCCAGAAUCCGGCAACAGCAUGAACAGCACCUGUCUGGACCACUACGCAUUAGUGUCCGGCGGGCAUAUGUGUUAGAAGAUUCAUACAAUCAAUUGCGGAUGAGGCCAACUCAGGAUCUGAAGGGUCGGUUAAAUGUCCAUUUUCAAGGUGAAGAGGGUAUUGAUGCUGGUGGGUUGACAAGAGAAUGGUAUCAACUACUCUCCAGGGUCAUAUUUGACAAAGGAGCUUUGCUGUUUACCACUGUAGGAAACAAUGUCACGUUCCAGCCAAACCCUAAUUCUGUCUAUCAGACAGAGCAUCUCUCCUAUUUUAAGUUUGUAGGCCGUGUGGUUGCCAAGGCGCUUUAUGAUGGGCAGCUGUUAGAUGUGUACUUUACUCGGUCCUUCUACAAACAUAUCUUAGGUGUGAAAGUGACUUAUCAUGAUAUAGAAGCUGUUGAUCCGGAUUAUUAUAAAAACUUGAAAUGGAUGUUGGAGAAUGAUGUGAGCGAUAUACCUGAUCUCACAUUUAGCAUGGAUGCUGAUGAAGAAAAGCAUAUUCUCUAUGAGAAAACUGAGGUAACUGAUUAUGAGCUUAAACCUGGAGGAAGAAAUAUAAGGGUUACUGAGGAAACAAAGCACGAGUAUGUGGACCUUGUAGCUGACCAUAUUCUAACAAACGCCAUCAGGCCUCAGAUUAAUUCUUUCUUAGAAGGUUUCAAUGAGCUAGUCCCAAGGGAGCUUAUUUCUAUUUUCAAUGAUAAAGAGCUCGAAUUGCUAAUAAGUGGUCUUCCCGAAAUCGAUUUGGAUGAUUUGAAGGCCAACACAGAGUACACAGGGUACACUGCUGCAUCUGCUGUUGUUCAGUGGUUUUGGGAUGUUGUGAAAAGCUUCAAUAAGGAAGACAUGGCAAGAUUGUUGCAGUUUGUAACUGGUACCUCAAAGGUUCCGUUGGAUGGUUUUAAAGCGUUACAAGGUAUCUCUGGUCCGCAGAGAUUUCAGAUUCAUAAGGCUUAUGGAGCUCCCGAGAGACUGCCAUCUGCUCAUACAUGCUUCAAUCAAUUGGACCUUCCUGAGUAUUCUUCUCGCGAACAGCUUCAAGAUCGCUUGCUUUUGGCUAUACAUGAAGCUAGUGAAGGAUUCGGUUUUGGUUAAAAUAAGUUCACAAAGAAUUACUGUUCGGUAAAUGGUGGAAUUGAGCCCUUUCUAUUUUGAUAUAAACAGCAUGAUGAAGCAUCCAGCGUGCGAUCAGUUUUUGUAGUAUUGAUGAGGAGAGCUCCAUAGAGCAAGAGGGAUGGACUAUUAUCAGUGAGCCAAGAACCCAUGUGCCCUUUUCUGAAGCCGAAUUUUUGACUUGGGUGGCAUGCACGUUGGUUUUCGAGUUGCUGGAAAUAGUUUUUAGCAACUCCUUUUGCACAUACUUUAGGUUCUUUUGAGGCUUCCUGCUGCUAGGAAAGCGGGGUACAGAUGUUGUAGAUUUUCUUUUGGGAAAGAAGGGACCGGUAGUCAUUUUUGACUGUGUUCCUUCGAAGCAUUGAUUGUACUUAUUUUUCUGUCGUGCGUAUACAUGAAUAAUGUAAAUUUCCUCCCAACAAUUUAUUCAUGUUUGAAACUUGAAUCUCCGUGCAUUUCUUUGUACAAUGGAUGUUCGGUGGGCUAAUCCAUCUGAACCAUCGCGCACAUUGGAUUUUGUUCUAAUGGGGAAGUGGUUCAGGAUAGAAUUGUGCAACAGUUAAACAAUCAAUAUAAAAUCAGAC
This is a messenger RNA of Oldenlandia corymbosa var. corymbosa, 12453 nucleotides long. NCBI's taxonomy places the organism in Eukaryota, Viridiplantae, Streptophyta, Magnoliopsida, Gentianales, Rubiaceae. The record is from the annotation of a GenBank genome assembly.